AUGGUUAAACCCCAUAGGAGGGGUUGGAGCUCUAGGCUUGGAGAUGUACUAUGGGCUUAUCGGACGGCUUAUAAGACACCGAUUAGCAUGAGUUCAUUCUGCCUAGUCUACAGAAAGGCUUGUCACCUUCUGGUAGAGGUGGAACACAAGUCUUAUUGUGCUGUGAAGGAAUGUAAUUUAGAAUUGGGAGGAGCCGAAAUUGAAAGAAAAUUACAAUUGGAAGAAUUGGAGUGCAUUCGUCUUGAGGCUUAUGAAAACUCAAGGCUCUACAAAGAAAAGGUGAAGGCGGUGCAUGACAAGAACAUCAAGAGGAGAGAGUUUAGAGCUGGGGAUCAAGUUCCUCUCUAUAACUCAAGGCUGUGA
Messenger RNA from Arachis stenosperma, 363 nucleotides. RefSeq lists its product as uncharacterized. The record is from RefSeq and is a predicted model, not a curated record. Lineage: Eukaryota; Viridiplantae; Streptophyta; Magnoliopsida; Fabales; Fabaceae. The coding region runs from base 1 to 363 and encodes 120 amino acids. The transcript has a single exon.